Molecule: messenger RNA, 645 nt
Organism: Haliotis rufescens (red abalone)
Lineage: Eukaryota; Metazoa; Mollusca; Gastropoda; Lepetellida; Haliotidae
Product: extensin-like
Exons: 2
Coding region: 1-645 (214 amino acids)
Source: RefSeq, a predicted model, not a curated record
AUGCUUCCCCAUCGCCCCGUCAAAAAGGAAGACGACCUGCAUGAGAUUAGCGAGAUAUUGGUAAGAAAAGAUACAGUUCAGAUACUUUACAUGGACACACACUUGAACCUAUUUCAAGGCCGCUGUGUGUGUUUGGGCUCGAAACUUCCGGUGAGGAUUGUUGACAGUGGUUACUGCGAAAGCAAGGUGGUGGAUGCUGGACGAGGCCCAGGACCUGGCUCCUAUGCCCCACCCACCAGCUACUUCCCAGUGCCCCCUCCCUACAAAUCCCACGACCCCCCAUCCCCGUACGGUUAUACAGAUCCUGCGUACCCUCCUGGAUAUAACAAUAACAGCGGUCAGAUAAAUACUCGGACGCUACCCCCAGGAACUAUCCACCCACCGCCGUCCAUGCCACCGGCAUGGCAGGCCCCACCCCCCGGGUCCCCUCCGCCGAAUAACAAUCCAUCGAUGCCACAGCCCGACCCCCCUCAAAUGUUUCAACCCAACCCCCCUCCAACGGCACCGUCAUAUGAAGCUCUGACCCCCCACCGGCCUCCCCUCGCCACAGCACCAGGGGCUACAGGUAGUCAACCACCCCCAGCGCACCUCCCACCCAUAAACAAUCUACCGGCGACGGCGCCACCCAACAAGGAAGGACUAUGA